GGUCUAAGAUUUCAUUGCUUACAGCAAAAGUACAAGGUUUUCUAAUUUAGUAGCAUUCUGAAGUUGAAUCAAUGAAGAAGGAAUAGACGAGCGAAUUUGUUGUGAUGUGAUAAAAAUUAUAUACAAAAUAAAAGUAUUUAUAACAGUGCGCUAAGUGUAGAAGGCCGCAAAAUGUCUUACGGAAAGAUUGUUAUUAUGGCUUGUGGGAGCUUUAGCCCGCCGACGUACAUGCACCUUCGCAUGUUCGAACUUGCCAGAGAUUAUAUACACAAUCUGAACCUAGGAAGUGUGGUUGGAGGCCUGGUAUGCCCUGUACACGAUGCCUAUGGGAAGAAGGACUUGGUUCCUGCUCAUCAUAGGAUAGCAAUGUUGAAGUUAGCGCUGCGCUCAUCAUCAUGGAUCAAGAUAUCAGAGUGGGAGACGCAACAGUCCGGCUGGACGAGGACCAGGGUCACGUUGCAGCAUCAUCAGGACACAAUAAACAACUACUUAACCGGCGUAAACGACCCGGACCCGCCAUCUUGGUUGCCAGAUGACAUCAUAAAUCUCAACAGUUUGGAUGAACCGGAUAACCUUAUGGAGAAACUGAACGGCAACGUGCAGGACGGAGUAACUGUGAAACUGCUGUGUGGAGCUGAUCUGUUGGAGUCUUUCGCUACUCCUGGCCUGUGGUCUGAUGAGGAUUUGGAGACGAUAGUAGGCCGUCACGGGUUGGUGGUGGUGACGCGGGCGGGCUGUGAUCCCGGACGGUUCAUAUACGAGUCCGAUAUGCUCUACAAAUAUAGGAAAAACGUAAUCCUAGUGACGAACUACAUAGCGAAUGAAGUAAGCUCGACGCAGAUCCGUCGCCUCGUGCGGCGCGGCGAGAGCGCCAAGUACCUCACCGACGACGCCGUGCUCGCUUACGUGCGCCAGCACAGGUUGUAUGGCGCCACGCAGGCUAACACUGAGUAUAACAUACUGAACGAUUUAAUCGCUAGCUACGACAAGCGUUCUCCACAAGACGUGAUCAUGACGUCACCAGAAGAAACCUCCUUCAAAAACAUCCUUAUCUCCAUCAGAGACAAGCCCUCUAUUAUCGAUGAAACGAUCACUGUCAAACGACCAAGAAAGUCCAACUUUCUUAUGCCCAACUCUCAUACGGACUCCGUCAGUCCCCUAUGUGAACCUCUCAAACCUAAAAUGGCGUAUAUCGACAAAGUCCCAUCGACUUACGUGCCCGGAAAAGCAGUUAAAAUUGUCAGCGAUGCGAACGAACAUAAGAUUGACAAGGGAGGCGGCUGCCCGCUGUAGCUGACGUGUUGCGCGCGAUGCGACGAGGCGACUACGUAACGGGGCCGUAGCGGGAUCGUAGCGGGAUCGUAGCGAGACCGUAGCGGGAUCGUAGCGGGACCGUAGCCAGUUCGUAGCGAGAACGUAGCGUCAGAGUAGCAGGGCAGCGCGCAUCACCCCUAUAUUCUUAGUUUUAUCAAUAAGUUCGUCUACGUAGUGCCUACUGUGUCCACUAGUUUGACGUUUCUGAUUUGGGGUUACUAUAUAAAAAAAAACAUCGAUAAAAUACUGACGUGGUAAUUUUGUGUCCGAAAGGAAAUAAUGUCAGUUAAACAUAAAAUCGUUUUUUUAUAAUUUUGUAUGUAUAAAAAAAAAUAUAUCAUUGAAAUGAAAUGGAAUGUGAUAAAAGUUGUGGCAAAGUAAAAUAUUUUUGGAUGAAUAUACAAGUUGUGACGUAUUUAUUUUGUACGUGCUCAAUGUUGCAUGCAUAUGCGAGACUAAAGUAUUUUUUGGGUUCCUAAUAAGUGAAGCAAAGGCAAAGUUUUUGAUAUCAACUAGUGGACACAUUUUAUGGCUUGUUUGAAGCUUCUGUGGAAACCUGCAUGAGAUGUACUCCCUAUAUUUUUUAUAGUCUUUUUAUUCUAUUGAUUUCUUUGAACUCUUCUGCAUUGUGAAUUCUAAUUUUUAAUUAGAUAGUGGUUUACUUCUUUGUAUUGAGAAGAGAGUAAUCUUUAAAGUUUUAAAAUGUUAUUUUAAGAUUUUCCCGCACGACCGUCACAUUUCUUAUAGUCGAUCUUUUCAAUAUUAUCAUAUUAAGAUACAGUGCAAAGUUACAUCUGUAUAAAUAAAGAACAUUUAAAGUUAGUCAUCGAUACUUGCUGGGCCCACGUAAGUUUCAAACAAGCAACGCCGCGGUUCAGCGCUAGCUUAGCUUCAGUGUCUGACCGUUUAGCGCUUUGAUACUUGCUAGUAUUUACAGUACGAGUCUUUAUAAUGUGCAUAUAUUGAAUUGAGGGAAUCUAUGCCUCAGUGGGGAAAAAGCCUGCCGGGGCUGCGGGAUUGUUCUAAAGCGACGGCGCUAGUACAUAAAGGGCUUAAGAAGAAACAUGGUGGGCCAGUAAGAGUCUGAUACUCCCUCAUACUGCACCACCCACAGCGGGGAAAUCUUAAUACAAAUUUAAUUGCGUGUUUUUGGAUCCCGGUAAAUAUGUGAUCCCGGUUUACAACUUUGAAAGUAAAUGUUCUAUGCACAUUACAAAGACUCAAACUGUAUAGAUAAUGUUUAGCCUUGUGUCUGCUUAGGACAAUCUGUAUUGUUAUGCCGUAUUUAUACAACGAUUCGGCGUGUUGUGGGAACAAAUCUAUAUUGUAUAUUGAAUUCAUCUUAUGUAUGUAUUUAAUGCUUUUUGAGAAUUCAUUUCGAGUGGUUUCUUUCAAUUGAAGUUCCCAAAAAAUAUGGGAGGGUACUUCAAUAACUAAGCCCAACUAUUUGGGUAAAACAUUAGCUAUGUGUUACGAAAAUAUAGGAAGCUUUAAAGCGAUGGAAAAAUAAUUACAAAAUCUUAAGUAGGUACUUAAUUAGGUUUGUUCCGAAAACACGCUAUAGCAACGAGUAUGCAUCACUGCUAUUCAAAUGUAAACGUUAUUUGUACUCACAUAAAGUUCACUUUUAAACUUCGAUAAUCACUUUUUAAAUGUUAAGAAAUAAUUAUUACAAAAUAUAUUUAGAUACAUAUUUGAUAGCAGAUCUUGCUUAAUCGUUUUUGUAUUCUAGAGGUAGCAUUACUGCAACGUACAUAUGUAUAUUUUGAACAUUGUUUUGUCAGAAAACAUGAAUAAAUGUCAGAAUGAUGUUUAAAAUAUUUUUACCAGCGGUAAAUGGUAAAUAUAUUUUGGCCCAUUUUGAUCGACAACAUAAACGUCCGUUUUUCUUAAAACAUCGGUCUUAUCGAGUCAGCUGCAGGUUUAAUCACCUGACAGUGUUUUAGUGUCACAGUUUUCUCAAGUCCACCUGACGGCCUCUGACGUAGAAUUGUAACGACUGCUACUGAGUAGCAUUCGGGGACGCCCGCUUUACUUGCCCGCCCAGGCACAUUCAUAAACAGUUGUUUUAAGAAAACGUUUCUGUUGUCGGUGUAGUUAGGCCUUAGUGAGCAACCCUUAAAUAUUAUAAUCAAUGAGUCUUUGCAUCAUUAAGUCACAAGUAAUAAAAAGUAACCUAAUCUCGUUAUCUCUUUCAUGCCAAUAUAGUUGGAUAUAAGUGUGAAAGAGAUAGCUAGCUUGAAGUAGUGUCUUUUGAACUUGAUUAUAAUGCUUUAUGUACUGUUUAAGUAGUCCAAUUUUUGUACGAGUGUAUUUUUUAAUGCCUGAGUAGCUCUUUUUUCUGUGCAAUAUUUGUAAAAUCAUUUAAUUUUGGUUACUUAAAGAAACAAAAAUGAAGUUUCAACAGUUUUAUUAUAAAAAAAGUUACAAACAAAAUAUCUAUGUAGGUUUAUUGUAUAGAAUCGGCUUAUGAAAAUAUCUUGGAUAGGUUUUAAUUGUUGUUUAUAAAUUAUAAUUCAUUCCUUUUAUUAUGAUUUAUAGUUAUACAUAUUGAAUGUGUACUUAUUUUAAGGAUCUGAUUAGUAAAUUAUUUUUAUUUUUGUAUUUAGCCUGGAUAUUGUCAAAUAACAUGUGAACUACAUUCAGAUAUUAUGAAAUAAAAUUGUACUUAAGA
Helicoverpa zea (corn earworm) is the source of this 3988-nucleotide messenger RNA. It is a transcript of the gene Nmnat, whose product is annotated as nicotinamide/nicotinic acid mononucleotide adenylyltransferase 1. Bases 172 to 1293 code for a protein of 373 amino acids. The transcript has 8 exons. NCBI's taxonomy places the organism in Eukaryota, Metazoa, Arthropoda, Insecta, Lepidoptera, Noctuidae. The record is from RefSeq and is a predicted model, not a curated record. Gene Ontology annotation, molecular function: nicotinamide-nucleotide adenylyltransferase activity; nicotinate-nucleotide adenylyltransferase activity. Gene Ontology annotation, biological process: NAD+ biosynthetic process.